AUGGCGACCGCCCCCGACUAUAAGAAUAUUCCGCACUCUCACCGGUUGCCGAUCAACCACCGCGAGGUCCAGCGCACCUUUACAAAGCUCUCUCGCCAAUCGCUCGUGUCGCUUGCGCUGCAAUGGCUCAGCAAGAAAAACCGCGACUUCUGCAAGCCGUAUCUGCUCAGUGAUCGAGUGGAUGAGGACGACGAGGAGAUAUACGAGCCGGCGCAAAGCUAUGAAGUGCUUCAAGAAACGUACAAACAGCUAGCUGCGCGCAAAGGUGGCAGGAGGGAGGUGCUUGACCGCAUACUUGAGGGAGAUUGGAGACACGGCAUAUCCAUGUACCAAAUGGCAACGGCAGAGAUACAGUACUUACUAGAUCAUCCGAAUGCCUUGCGUUGGACGGCGAAGCGCCUCACAAAGAUACCUAGUGCGCGAUCACCAGUGACGGACAUGGAAGUCACAAACGAUUCAGACCAUCUUCCACGAUUCCAAGCGCAGACCUUCAUGUCAAAUCUCGCAAGAGAGCUGACGCCGCUUAUGAAGGCACAUUACCUGAUUACACGGAUAAAAUCGUCGCCCAUGACCAUACUACGAGUCUACAUUCACGAUUCGCCGUACAGCACCGAAGCGUCGCUGACCGUCGAGUCCAGCAGCACGGAUAGCGCCAAAGCUGUAUUCUUCGUAUGGCCUAACGGAUCGCCUUUCGUAUACUCGUCGCUAGCAACGCUUACCGGCCAAGUCGUUGGAGACCAAGGGAGACAUCUGAGGGAUAUCGUGCAGCAAGCUAUACCGAAAGCCUUCUCAAGACCGUCUGCGCGUUACCAGUUAACAAGUACGAACUUUACCACCAAGUCACUCGAUGCCCUUUUGACGUACCGCGGGCCUGGGAAGAGCAAUGCUGCAGCAGGUGGUUGGAGCAUCUUUCAAGAUCAUAGUUUUAGUCAGAAUGCACUAGACUUUAUCACCACACAAAAGAGUGAAGGGCAAGACAAGAUGACCGGGGAAAAGAGCAAUACCAAUGGUGGAUCCAAAGCUGGACCCGGUCGACCCAAGCGACCACUGGACGACAAACAGUCUUCAGAGGCCAAACGUAGGAAAGAGGUAGCUGCUGGACGGUUCGGGACCUCAGCGCAGCCUGACGAUGGUCAAGGUCUUGAGCGAUUCGAAGUCCGCAUCGAUGACCCAUUUCCAUCUCCAUCUAACGGCAGUACUCCGACGCAACUAGACGACGAUAUAUCGAACCUUGAUGCUCAAACUGGCAGCCGUACACGGCGCGGCCGCCCCUCUCUUCUCGACAGAACCGCUAAAGAUCUCGAGGAAAUACAAAAUGAAGAGGGCUGGGUACCGAACGUACGGGUCACGUUCCAAGGGACGCAUGUGUUCGCCGGUAUCAGGCAGUUGGUAGAAGAAGGUAUUAUAGACGGUGAGAAGAUGCCAGGCUGGAUGACUGGUGAAGCUGGUGUCACCAUAGGUUCGGUCAAAAACGGACGCAUCCGCAGCAAGGAUGGUGUACCUGGUGUUUAG
Messenger RNA from Alternaria postmessia, 1512 nucleotides. RefSeq lists its product as uncharacterized. Gene Ontology annotation, biological process: CENP-A containing chromatin assembly; chromosome segregation. The record is from RefSeq and is a predicted model, not a curated record. The transcript has a single exon. NCBI's taxonomy places the organism in Eukaryota, Fungi, Ascomycota, Dothideomycetes, Pleosporales, Pleosporaceae. Bases 1 to 1512 code for a protein of 503 amino acids.